GGAUGCAAUUGCGGGAAGAGUAUCAGCAGCGAAUAAGUUCUGCAGAACGCAAGGUGUAUGCACUUACAAAGGAAAGAGACAUGUUACGGAGGGAGCAAAACCGGAAAAGUGAUUCCUCAGUGCUGCUAAAAGAGAAAGACGAAAUCAUUAAGGCAGUCAUGGCUGAAGGUGAAGAGUUGUCCAAAAAGCAGGCCUUCCUUGAAGGCACAAUCAAAAAGCUCCGCACUCAGGUUCGGGAGCUGGAGGAGGAGAAGAAUCGGUUAACGUCUAAACUUCAGGUAGAGGAGGCUAAGGUGGAGAGUAUGAGGAAGGAUAAGGCAGUCAAUGAGAAGGCUCUGCAAGAUGCAGUGGAAAAAUGCCAGGUUGAGCUGGCUUCCCAGAAAGAACUCUACAAUAAUGCUCUCAAUGAAUCAAGGGAAGCUGCAGCUCUAGCUGAGGCUCGAGUUGAUAAUGAAGCCCGGGCGGAUUUGGAUAGGCGAUUGAAAGAAGCUAGCGAGCGGGAAGCAACCCUUGGGCAGAACAUAGAUGAACUCCGUCAAGCUCUCACACGUACUGAGCAACAGGCUGCGUUCCGAGAGGACAUGUCUCGAAAUGAUAUCGAGGAUCUUGAAAAGCGUUGUCAGGCUGCUGAAGCACGGUAUGAAGAGCUCAGUUCGCGUAUGCCAGAAUCUACUAGACCCCUACUUAGACAUAUUGAAGCACUACAGGAAUCAAUGACAAUGCGCACAGAGGCAUGGAAUGGUGUGGAACGGUCAUUGGAUUCCCGUCUGCAGACAACAGAAGUCAGAGCUGCAGCAGCCCAAGAGAAGGAACGAGUAGUCAAUGAGCGUCUCAAUCAAACUUUGUCACGAAUGGCUGUCAUGGAAGCUCAGGUUAGCUGUGUCAGAGCAGAGCAAGCACAGCUUCAGCGGUCCUUGGAGAAGGAGAGGCAGCGAGCAUCUGAAAAUCGUCAGGAGUAUUUGACUGCUACAGAGGCUGCUGCUACUCAUGAAGGCCGGGCUCGCCAGCUUGAGGAGGAGAUCAAGAAAAUUCGCAAGCAGUAUAAGACUGAACUUCAUGAGGAGAAAGCUCGUCGGGAGGCUCUUGAACAGGAAGUUGAACAAGAACGGGCAGCAAUGGCCGAAUACGAGAAACGCAUUCGGGCAGAGGGUCGGGCUGCUGGAGAGAAAGCUGUUGCAGCCGCUCAACCCAACGACAUUGGAAAAGCUUUAAAACGGUGGCCCAGCAUGAGUAGUCAGGGCAGCGUGGAGGAGAGUCUUCUUUUACAAACCUCAUUUGACACUCAUCAAGACAAGUACUUUGAACAUAGUGAUAGUCACAGUUGCAGGUUCAGUUUUAGUGAUCGUCCUCCUUCUCCAGCAAUUCAUUUUGGGAAGUUUACGUACGAACAGCUUGAAAGUCAUCUACGGCAAAAGGAAGGAGAAGUGGCCUCUUAUGCUUCACGAUUGGUUGCUUUGGAGUUGGCUCAGGAUUCUUUAGCUGAAGAGUUGGUAAAGUCUACUACUCAGUUUGAGCAACUUCGAGCAGAAGCCAAUUUAUUGCCGGGUAUGCGGGCUGAGCUAGAGUCAUUGCGCCUCAGACACACGUCAGCCUUGGAGCUCAUGGGAGAGCGUGAUGAAGAGGUGGAGGAGUUAAGAGCUGAUUUGGCUGAUGUUAAACACAUGUAUCGAGAACAGAUUGACAUGUUAGUGGGCCAGAUUGAAAGGCUCAGUUCAGCUGUGGGGCGCAAGUAAUUUCAACUACAUAUAUAUUCUUCCAGGUUCUGACUGAAUGUCAUUGCUGUGUCACUGGUUGCACCCCUAAUCGGGUAGUCAUGCUACCUUGCGCAUCUCACGUCUUUGCACAUGUAAUCAGGUCAGUGGUCUGCCUCAAAUUGUUUGACGAUAUUUUUCAAAGCCUAAGAAAACCUUUUGCGUAGGAAUUGGUUCUAUUCAACCUAUAACCCAUAUCACCAAUUGUUUAAAAUGUAGUGAUCCGGUCAAAAACGUAAUGCACACGUUAGGAGUAAGGUAGUUUAGAAACAGAUUCGUUGAGAAUUGCGUCAUCCCCAUUCAUGACGCAUACCUUUUUGAUUCGUAAUAAAGCACAAAACUUGCAUUGGUGUCUAGUUGACUUAGACUUUAGUAGCUAAUCAAAUGCUUUCAGCCACAGAAUGAUGGCGUCCCUUGUUAUACAUAUCAAAUCUCAAGAAGAUGGGAUUUACAUCUGUGA
Messenger RNA from Physcomitrium patens, 2211 nucleotides. Lineage: Eukaryota; Viridiplantae; Streptophyta; Bryopsida; Funariales; Funariaceae. The record is from RefSeq and is a predicted model, not a curated record.